UAACAUUGGAAAUUUCUGUAUUUAAAGGGCAGUUUGGGUUCCGGACAGGGCAGAGCUAUUUGGUCUCGUGGCACUCUGUUUGAGUCUCUGGCCAGCAACACUUUUUCCAUACGUUGUUUCAGAUGGCCUCUGCCUCACUUGUCUCUUCAGCUCUAAAAAGGCUGCAAGGCAAGGUGGCUCUCGUUACCGGAGCAGCUAGCGGCAUCGGGGAAUGCACUGCCAGACUCUUCUCCAAACAAGGAGCUAAAUUAGUGAUUGCAGAUGUCCAAGACGAGUUAGGCCGCUCUGUAUGCCGAGAACUGGAUGCAGAUGAUGCCCACUGCUCAUUCGUCCACUGCGACGUUACCGCAGAAGAAGAUGUCCAAAAUGCUGUUAAUACAGCUGUUUCUAAGUACGGGAAGCUUGACAUCAUGUUCAACAAUGCAGGUGUAAUUGGGGCAGCCAAACCCAACAUCCUUGAUAAUGAAAAAUCAGAAUUUGAAAAAAUCAUUAGUGUUAAUUUAGUAGGUCCAUUCCUGGGGACUAAGCAUGCAGCUCGUGUAAUGAUCCCCAAUCGCCGAGGGAGUAUAAUUACAACUGCCAGUGUUUGUUCAGUAAUUGGAGGGGUAGCAUCUCAUGCUUACACUAGUUCAAAGCAUGGCGUGGUGGGUCUGAUGAAAAAUACUGCUGUGGAAUUGGGUCAAUAUGGGAUUCGUGUGAACUGUGUCUCGCCGUACGUGGUUGCCACCCCACUGGCAAAGGAUUUCUUCAAGCUGGAUGAUGAUGGUGUGUAUCGGCUUUAUUCUAAUCUCAAGGAGGCUUUGCUUAAACCAGAAGAUGUGGCUCAGGCUGCUCUUUACUUGGCUAGUGAUGACUCCCAGUAUGUGAGCGGCCAUAAUCUGGUGGUAGAUGGUGGAUUCACUGUUGUGAAUCCAGGUUUCUGUAUGUUUCCACAAUCGGUGUGACAUAUGACUUCGUGUAUUUUGUACUAAGAAAAGGAAUUAAAGUAAAUAAAAAUCUCAAGAUCAUGAGAAUUUUAUA
Hevea brasiliensis (rubber tree) is the source of this 1020-nucleotide messenger RNA. Its product is annotated as borneol dehydrogenase, mitochondrial-like. The record is from RefSeq and is a predicted model, not a curated record. Lineage: Eukaryota; Viridiplantae; Streptophyta; Magnoliopsida; Malpighiales; Euphorbiaceae. The transcript is spliced from 2 exons. Bases 123 to 944 code for a protein of 273 amino acids. Gene Ontology annotation, molecular function: oxidoreductase activity, acting on the CH-OH group of donors, NAD or NADP as acceptor.